CUUGGCUUUGAAGCCAUUGCUCACAAGCUUCCACCGGUAAAAUGGCAGAAUUCAAGGUUGGAGGCCUCGAUCCCCGAGCGACGAAAUUCAGAAAUGUCCCGAUUGCUGUAACCCCGGAAGGGUUCUGGUGCUGCCCGUCGCAGACCGUGCUGCAGAAGACGGCGAAGAACCAGAACCAGCAGCCAAAGCCUAAAGCUGGAGCAUCCCCUCCUGCAUCAAAGGCCUCCUCGGUCCAGAGGGCGCCGACCAUUUCAUCGGAGAAGAGAACGCAUUCAACCCCAACAAGGUCCAGAGCUAACUCAGAGGAGCAACGAUGCUUGCCGGCGGAGAAUGCCGCCCCCAAUCCACCGAAGGUUGUGAGCGAGAGGCCGCAGAAGCAGCAUAAGAUAUCUGUUGGGUUUGGGCAGAUUGAGAUGAGUGACUUGAGGGUCGUGUUGUAUGGCAAGGAUGGGGUUGCUGUCAAGAUGAGUGUUCACAAGAACGUCCUUGCUGAAAAUAGCACCCUCUUUGCUGAUAAGCUUUCAAGGCAGUCUCCGGUGUCUAAUAUAGAGGUGCCUGAUUGCGAGGAUGUGGAGAUUUAUGUUGAGACCGUUGGGUUGAUGUACUGCAAUGAUGUCAAGCAGAGGUUGAUCAAACAAAGUGUUCCGCGUGUUCUUCGAAUCUUGAAGGUUGCAGAAUUAUUAGGCUUCCGAGCAUGUGUCCUGUCAUGCUUGAAUUACUUGGAAGCGGUCCCUUGGGCCGGGGAAGAAGAGGAGAAUGUGGUCUCAUCAGUUCGGCAUCUUCAGACUGAAGAUUAUGGUGUGACACCAGUACUGAAGAGGGUAUGCUCUGACCUAACAAGUCCACCAAAUGACACAUUUGUGCGUAUCAUAGAACUAGUGUUGAAAAGCAGUGAUGAUAGAGGGAGGCGGGAGAUGAAGUCCUUGGUGCUCAAGCUUCUCAAGGAGAAUAGCAGCUGUACCAGUAAUUCUGCUGACUUAUGUGUUGACACUCUCUAUGGAUAUUGCCAGAAUAGCCUGGAGUCCUUGCUGACCUUGUUUAAACAAGCAUCUGACAGUGAUUUUUCUGAGCAAUCUUUGGACCUUAAAGAAGCAGUAUUUCGACAGAUUACUCUUGAAGCGGAUAAUCUCCUAUGGUUAACUGAGAUUUUAACAGGCAGGAAUGCUGCAGAAGAAUUUGCAGUGAUGUGGUCUAACCAGCGUGAGCUAGCUGGACUUCACUCCAAGUUACCAACCAAGUCGCGCCACCUUGUCAGCUGCAUCACAGCAAGGCUCUUUGUGGCAGUUGGGAAAGGCGAGAUGCUCCCAUCUAAGGACACAAGGCAACUCCUCUUGGAUGUCUGGUUGCAGCCUCUCAUGGAUGACUACAACUGGCUGCAGCAUGGUUGCAGGUCAUUCGACCGGACACUCGUCGAGGAAGGGAUCGGGUCGACUAUCUUGACGCUCCCACUAGAGGAUCAGCAGACGAUACUGCUCUCAUGGCUUGGCAGCUUCUUGAAGGUUGGGAACAGCUGCCCCAAUCUGCAGAAGGCCUUUGAGGUUUGGUGGAGGAGGACAUUUGUACGGCCUUAUGUCGAACAGCAAGGGAACCAGUUGCAGUCAGGUCAGAGCUGAGAUCUCUGGUGGUCACACAAGAAAACUGAUGCGGUGUCUUCACGCGUGGAAUAGCGCGCUGAAAAACUAUCCUGAAUGCUAAGUUAUUCCCCAGGAAGUGGAAACAAUAGGGGGGGGGGAGGGUGCAGAGUAGUGCUUUUCACUUGUGUGAGGGUUGAAAUAUAUAAUUUGUGCGUUGUGCUUGUGAUGCUUCAGCUUCAUAGAUUUGUGAAGCUCGCAGAAUUCUGGGUACAGAAUAUCUUGUCUGAUGUGGUACUUAUCUAAGGCAUCAGUUUGUUGCACCGUGUUUAUCACACCAUUGUGCAAUUGUAGUACCACUAUAUUACCGGUGACAUGUAGAAACUGAGUCCUCGUUGAUGCAGUUGUAAAUAUUUUGCUAGAAUGUAAUGUCUGAAAUUUGGGAGAGAUUGAAUCUUGCUUCAGUAGUAAUAAUGUACGUCCGGGAUUUUUGCAAAUGGUGAGCUACCUUGCAGCUUCCUGCUAAUUUAGUAAUUCAGCCUCCCAGAUCAGAAACUGGAUGCUCGUGAUGCAAUUGCAGAUAUUUUUUGCUGA
This is a messenger RNA of Lolium rigidum, 2165 nucleotides long. RefSeq names its product BTB/POZ domain-containing protein At3g50780-like. NCBI's taxonomy places the organism in Eukaryota, Viridiplantae, Streptophyta, Magnoliopsida, Poales, Poaceae. Bases 42 to 1613 code for a protein of 523 amino acids. The record is from RefSeq and is a predicted model, not a curated record. The transcript is spliced from 2 exons.